Molecule: messenger RNA, 2826 nt
Organism: Homalodisca vitripennis (glassy-winged sharpshooter)
Lineage: Eukaryota; Metazoa; Arthropoda; Insecta; Hemiptera; Cicadellidae
Gene: TMS1
Product: probable serine incorporator
Exons: 11
Coding region: 264-1652 (462 amino acids)
Cellular component (GO): membrane
Source: RefSeq, a predicted model, not a curated record
AUGACUGUACAUCUCAUGAUCUGGCUGUGGACUGGGUGAAGGUUUUCUAUUUACAUUCCGAUUGGUGGUUAGUUAUUGGAUUGGAAAUGUCAUAUUUUCGUUAUAGGUGAAAACUGAAAACAAAUAUCAUUGUUACCUCAGGUUACUAAUUAGGUGUUCGUUUGGAUUUUAUUAAUUGAUUCUUUGUCCUUUACCUUUUGUUAACUCUAUUGUUAAAAAGCAGUAGUACUACGUUAUUGAACUGUAUCUUGGAAUAACAUAACAUGGGGGCUGUAUUAGCUCUUUGUACUGGUGCACAGUUGGCGUGUUGCUGUGGGAGUGCAGCAUGUGGAUUGUGUUGCUCUGCUUGCCCGUCAUGUCGCAACUCUACUUCAACCAGGAUAAUGUAUGCUAUUAUGUUACUAGUGAGCACUAUAACAGCUUGCAUUUUCCUUGCUCCUGGUUUGCAGUCAACUUUACAAAAGGUUCCAUUUUGUGACAAUUCAACUGGCAGUAUGAUAGUCCCAGUCAAGUUAACCGUAGACUGUCAGUCAGCAGUAGGCUAUCUUGCAGUUUAUCGUCUCUGCUUUGCACUUGCUGCUUUCUUCUUCAUCAUGGCUCUUCUCAUGAUCGGAGUGAAAUCUUCCAGAGAUCAUAGAGCUGGUAUUCAAAAUGGAUUCUGGGGCUUAAAAUACUUGCUUGUCGUUGCUGGAACGAUUGGAGCUUUCUUCAUUCCAGAAGGUUCCUUUGGACCUACUUGGAUGUAUUUCGGAAUGGCUGGUGGUUUUGCAUUUAUCAUUAUCCAGCUUGUUCUUAUAAUUGACUUUGCUCAUUCUUGGGCUGAAUCAUGGGUUGGAAACUAUGAGGAAACUGAAUCCAGAAAAUGGUACGCUGCUCUCAUGAUCUCAAUGCUUGUGAACUAUGCACUGGCAAUAACCGGAGUAGUGCUUCUGUUUGUAUACUUCACGCAGGCAAAUGAUUGUACUAUGAACAAGAUCUUCAUUUCGGUAAACAUUGUAAUCUGCAUAAUUGCCAGUGCCAUUUCCAUCCUGCCCAAUGUACAAGAGAUGCAGCCAAGAUCUGGACUACUACAGUCCUCAGUAAUCACACUCUACGUUAUCUACCUUACCUGGUCUUCUCUCUCAAGUAACCCAGAUCGAAACUGCAACCCAGGAUUUUUGUUGGGAAUCGGUGGAGGCAAAGACAAAAGCAAGGUGACGUUUGACUCUGAGAGCAUUGUUGGCCUCGGUAUCUGGAUGUGCUGUGUACUCUACUCCUCUCUACGGACAGCCUCCAAGUCCUCCAAGAUCACAAUGUCAGAUCAUGUUCUAGUCAAAGACAACGGUGCAGUGCGCUCUCAUGACGUCAACCUCGUUGACAAUGAAGAAACUGGCAGUGAAAGCGGACAUGGAGAUCACUCUGGCAAGGUGUGGGACAAUGAAGAGGAAGGUUGCUCAUACUCCUGGUCAUUCUUCCAUGUAAUGUUUGGUCUCGCUACACUUUAUGUUAUGAUGACUUUAACCAACUGGUACUCGCCCAACUCUAGUUUGGAGACUCUGAAUGCGAAUGCAGCAUCUAUGUGGGUGAAGAUGGUCUCCAGCUGGAUCUGUUCUCUUCUGUACAUGUGGACAUUGGUUGCUCCUAUCGCCCUGCCAGACCGACAGUUUGAUUAACAUGUCUAUAUGAUGGUGUGAUGGAGUUGGCUUCUCAUUGCAAUCUCCGAGUGGCUAGGAAGUUUAUUUUCCAAUAUUCUUGUUUAAUUAUUGUCUACGUGUCUAUAAUAUGUAAUUUAUUCUUUCUAAGUAGAGAUAGAAUAUUAAAUAUUUCAGUAAGAGUGUAAUCUAGUGUAACAUUCUACAGAUGCACAUCUAUCAUAGGCAAUUGGAGGUGUAUUCUUUUAAUUUAUCAUACAGUUUGUUUGUCACAGUUGACAACAGUUGGUUUGAGUUUUAAUAUACAUGUUUUGUUAAGAAUUUAUAUGAAAGUUCGCUUACUCAUUUUUUUGUAAGUACCUAAUUUUCAAAAAUGCCUGUCAAAUAGUUUGAUAAUAUUUUAUUUAAAACUAAAAAUUAUUCCUAAUGUACAGUAUGUGUUUAAAUUAUAAAAAAUAAUCUGGAACGUUGCACAAUUUUAAGUGAAUCACAAUCAUAACAAUAAAUGCAAAGGGAAAAAUAAACAAUUCUUGUAAGAGAAGAGAAACAGCUCUGUUUAUUUUAAACUUAAAUGUUGAAAAAUAAAUUAUUCUUGAAGCUUUUUUGAGUUUCCCUUCAUUCAAAGGCAUUAUGAUUGAAGAUUUAAGUAAGAGACUCCUUACUUAGGACUCCAAAAUAUUCUGAAAUUGGUAUUGAAGCCUACGCUUUAAAAACUCUUUUCUUAUCAGAAAUAUUUUAAAUUGGCCAAAAGUUUAAUUUAGGUAGAAACAUUAAAAUUUAGUCUUUGAAAACUUAUUAUGGAUACUUUAAGCCCAUUCUUAAUAAAAAUAUAUGUUUUAUGUAGUGUCAAAAUACUUCUAUUUCUUUCCUGAUUCAAACAGUAAGAUACUGAACCAUGCCAGAGGGAUGAAUUGAUCCAGAUUUCAAUAUCUGUACAUUAUUUUAAUUCUUAAGGUUAGUUGAUUGAACUGUGAUGCAUUUUGUUAGAUGUUAAUACAUUUUUAUAAUUUUUUUUUAAGUAUUGAAUUGUUAUAACUAAACAUUAUAUUAGAUGUAGUUAUAAACCACGACUAUGCUAUUGUUUCUAGAACAAUUAAGUGUGAAUCACCUUGUCUUAAUGUUCAAGGAUACAUACAUACUGUAUAUGCCUAAUAAAAUUAUUUAAAGUCAAAAAAAUCAUUUUACUUCAUUUCAA